Penicillium canescens is the source of this 1116-nucleotide messenger RNA. Its product is annotated as FAM50/XAP5 family protein. The record is from RefSeq and is a predicted model, not a curated record. The transcript has 3 exons. The coding region runs from base 1 to 1116 and encodes 371 amino acids. Gene Ontology annotation, cellular component: nucleus. Lineage: Eukaryota; Fungi; Ascomycota; Eurotiomycetes; Eurotiales; Aspergillaceae. Gene Ontology annotation, biological process: chromatin organization.
AUGGCGGAAGAAGAGAAUAGCGGAACCUCCACGCCGCGGUCGUUCACGGGCCAGACCGUCUCCGCGGAGGAGAUGCUUAAGUCGCAAACUGUUGGCCUCGUCCAUCUAUCCGACUUUCGAAAGCGGCGCGCAGAGGUGCUGGAACAAAAAGAGCGCGAGGCGCAUGACAAGUCGCUAGGGCGACUGGCAUCUGGAAAUUCAAGAAGCGCAACUCCCUCCACAGGCGAAGUGACUGACGGGUCAACGCCUCCUCAGAGUGAUGGCCCCCCAAAAAGAAAGAAGAAGAAGGCUCUCGCCAAAAGCAAGCUUUCAUUCGGCGACGAUCAGGAUGAUACUGGGGAGGAAUCUGCCGCAACGCCACGCGAGUCAAGCAUCUCACGGUCUAGUUCGAAAACACCCGCUGAGGAUAGCGCGACUCGUCGCAUGAAAGCAAACCCGAAUGCACCUCCCCCGCCGAAGGCUUUGACCAAGGCAGCUCUGGAAGCUGAAGCGCAGGCCCGCGACGUUCUCCGCAAAGAGUUCCUUGCCAUGCAGGAAGCCGUCAGGAACACCGAAAUUCUGAUUCCGUUUGUUUUCUACGAUGGAACGAGUAUACCCGCGGGAUCGGUCAAAGUCAAGAAAGGUGAUCACAUUUGGUUGUUUUUGGACCGGUGCCGAAAGGUCGGUGCAGAGUUGGGUGUGCGCGGUGCCAAUGGCGCAUCCAAGGCAAAGAAGGACAACCGUCGAGAGUGGGCACGCGUUAGUGUCGACGACUUGAUGCUUGUCAAGGGCGAUAUCAUCGUUCCACAUCAUUACGAAUUUUAUUAUUUCAUUGCCAAUCGGGUUCCUAGUCUUUCGCGCGCUGGUGGCUUGCUGUUUGAUUACUCCAACAAGCCUCCAGUUGCCAACCCAAUUGCCAACCCAACAGACGAUCCCCUGUCCCGCUCUAGUGAUGAUCAACUAGAAGGCGCCGACAAAGAUUUCUCAGAGACCAAGGUCGUCGAUCGACGGUGGUACGAGAAGAAUAAGCAUAUAUAUCCAGCCAGUCUGUGGCAUGAGUAUGAGCCUGGGAAAGAAUUUGAAGAGAAGAUGACCUCAACAAGGCGCGAUGCACAAGGAAACACUUUCUUCUUCUAG